AUGAAGGAAACGGAAGGCUCUUCGGACUUUAAAGAGAUACGGGCGGACCAACUGAGACUGCCAGCCGCUCAGCUUCAAGGGAUUGCCCCACCCGUACCUCCACCAGGUGCUCCCAACUCACUGGUGAGCGCAGCCGCCCGGACGCUGGAUGCAGGGGCUGCCGCGAUGGCCCCGUGCGCGGGACAUUCAGGGACUCGGGGACCGCUACUGCGGGGACUGCUGCUCUUGGCAGCAGCCUUGAGCCGGCCUGCCGCGCCCUGUCCCUUCCAGUGCUACUGUUUUGCUGGCCCCAAACUGCUACUGCGCUGCGCGUCGGGCGCAGAGCUCCGGCAGCCGCCGCGGGACGUGCCGCCCGACGCGCGCAACCUCACCAUCGUGGGCGCCAACCUGACCGUGCUGCGCGCUGCCGCCUUCGCCGGCGGGGACGCGGACGGGGAGGAGGAGGCGGGUGUGCGCCUGCCGCUGCUGACCGCGUUGCGCCUUACGCAAAACAACAUUGAGGUGGUGGAGGACGGCGCCUUCGACGGCUUGCCCAGCCUAACGGCGCUGGACCUGAGUCAGAACCCAUUGCGCGUCCUGGGCGGCGCCGCCUUCCGCGGGCUACUCGCGCUUCGCUCGCUGCAGCUCAACCAAGCGCUGGCGCAGGGUGGCCCCGCGCUGCUAGAGUCGCUGGACGCCGCGCUCACCCCGCUGGCCGAGCUGCGCUUCCUGAGCCUGGUGGGCAACGCACUGAGCCACCUGCCCCCUGCUGCCCUGCGCCUGCCGCGCCUGGAGAAGCUGGACGCGCGCCGCAACGCGCUACCGGGUUUGGACACCGACGAGCUUCGCGCGCUGGAGCGCGAUGGCGACCUCCUGGGACCGCGCCUCUUGCUCGCCGACAAUCCUCUGCGCUGCGGCUGCACCGCGCGCCCCCUGCUGGCCUGGUUGCGCAACGCCACGGAGCGCGUACCUGACGCGCGGCGCCUCCGCUGCGCCGCCCCGCGGCCUCUGCACAACCGCUCUUUCUUGGAGCUGGAUGAGGCGUGGCUGCGCUGCGCGGAUGACAGAGGCGACGGUCGCGGGGAAGAAGUGGAACUUGCAGGCCCGGAGCUAGAAGCCUCUUACGUCUUCUUCGGGCUAGUAUUGGCACUCAUCGGCCUCAUCUUCCUUAUGGUGCUCUAUCUAAACCGCCGCGGCAUCCAGCGCUGGAUGCGCAAUUUGCGCGAGGCUUGUCGGGACCAGAUGGAAGGCUACCACUAUCGCUAUGAGCAGGACGCCGACCCACGCCGCGCGGCCACCCCAGCUGCCCCCGCUGGCUCGCGUGCCACCUCCCCCGGCUCGGGUCUCUGA
This is a messenger RNA of Elephantulus edwardii (Cape elephant shrew), 1329 nucleotides long. RefSeq names its product trophoblast glycoprotein-like (gene TPBGL). Lineage: Eukaryota; Metazoa; Chordata; Mammalia; Macroscelidea; Macroscelididae. Gene Ontology annotation, molecular function: protein binding. Bases 1 to 1329 code for a protein of 442 amino acids. Gene Ontology annotation, biological process: negative regulation of canonical Wnt signaling pathway. The record is from RefSeq and is a predicted model, not a curated record. Gene Ontology annotation, cellular component: plasma membrane. The transcript is spliced from 2 exons.